AUGGCACACUCGCCAACCCUUGAAAUAGGUCAAGAAAAGACCGAAAAGUGUAUAACUGGCUAUACCUAUGAUGAAUUAAUGUUAAAACAUGCUUGUCCAUGGGCUCCCGAGCAUCAGGAAGGACCACAUCGAUUACGACGGUUAUUAGACAGAUUGAAAGAGCUUAGUUUAUUGGAUCGUUGUCAAUUCAUCAGGGGGCGUUUGGCAACUGAAGAUGAAGUUUUUUUAAAUCAUAGUCGAGCAAUAGUGGAAAAGCUGAAACAAGCUCCUGUCAAGUUAUUAGAUGAAAAUCAUACUGAACUAAAAAAAUUUUGUCAACAAUAUGAUGAUGUCUAUUUAAACGAGUAUUCGUACGAACUAGCUCUAUUGGCUAUUGGCAAUUGCCUGGAACUACUUGAUUCAGUUAUGUCUGGUAAAUGUCGUAAUGGUUUUGCUCUUGUACGUCCUCCUGGUCAUCAUGCGAUGCACAACGAACCAAAUGGCUAUUGCUUAUUGAACAAUGUUGCUUGUACAGCGAAACAAGCCAUCGAAAAAUAUAAAGCACAACGAGUUCUAAUUGUUGACUGGGAUGUACAUCAUGGACAAGGAUCGCAAUAUGCAUUUUAUGACACAAAUAAAGUGUUAUAUAUAUCAACCCAUCGAUAUGAAUAUGGUGAUUUUUGGCCUAAGUUAUUGGACUCAGACUUUGAUCAAAUUGGAAAAGAUCAGGGAAAAGGAUAUAAUAUUAACAUUCCCUUGAAUAAAUAUGAUCCUGAUCUAGUGUUGAUAUCAGCUGGUUAUGAUGUAGCUAUUGGUUGUCCAGAAGGUGAAAUGUUGAUAACACCAGAUACAUUUGCUCAUUUAACACAUUAUCUGAAGGGAUUGGCGAAUGGAAAAGUACUGGUCCUAUUGGAAGGCGGAUAUUGUCCUCAGACAUUAGCUGAAAGUGGUGCCUGGACAUUACGCUCAUUGUUGGGUGAUCCCUGUUCACCAUUGUUGCCAUGUAAAAAUCCAGAUCCAAUUACUCUCAAAACUGUUGCAUGCUGUAAACACGUUCUUAAACCAUUUUGGAAAUCAUUGGCGAUUGACAAUACAGAUGGAAGCGAAUUUUGGAUCGAAGAAGCAAAACGAAAACGUUCCCUAUUCCCUUUAAAUACUCAUACUGAUGCAAAUCGUCGAGCAGAAUAUCCAUUAACACCACUAUUAAAUACUCCUCUAAGUAAAGAGAAACAGCAAAUAUUAGACAAAAAAAUACAACAAGCAUUAGAUAUUGGAAAACAUACCCAACCACACGAACGAGGAAGAACAUUAUUAGUUUAUGAUGAGAAAAUGCUGAAAUAUAAUGCUGAAUGGCAUGUUGAACGUCCUGGUCGUAUCACGGCAAUUUGGGAAGGUUUACGCCGACGUCAUUUAUCAGAUCGAUGUUUAAUGGUGGACUCACGUUAUGCAACAAAAGAAGAAAUUCUCCUCGCUCACAAUGAUGAAUUUUAUGAAAAACAAAAAUCGAUUAAAACAAUGACAGUAGAUGAACUGGAAAUUGCGAAUGUGGAAGCAAGAGAAAAAUCACUAAUCUACUCAACUGAUCUAUUUGAUAAUGCACUAUUAGCCGCUGGGUCGUGUUUAAAUUUAGUUGAUGCUGUCAUGGAAGGAAAAGGUCAAAACGGCUUUGCUGUUGUUCGUCCUCCUGGUCAUCAUGCUCAUUGUAGUCAAGAUAGUGGUUUUUGUUAUUUCAAUAAUGUCGCUAUUGUAGCACGUUAUUUACAAAAGAAAUAUGGAAUUAAAAAAAUAUUAAUUGCUGAUUUUGAUUAUCAUAUGGGUGAUGGUACAAAAGAUAUCUUUUAUGAUGAUCCAAGUGUGUUAUAUAUGUCGUUACAUUGUGAAGAUGCAUUUCCCCCUAAUGAAGGUUCAGAGACAGAUUUUGGAAUAAAAAAUGGCCAAGGCUUUAAUGUCAACAUUGGAUGGAAAUAUUUCCGAUAUGCUGCUCAUGACGGGGAUUAUAUUCAUUCGUUUCAUCAUAUCAUUUUACCAAUUGCAUAUGAAUUUGCACCCGAAAUCGUUUUGGUUUCAGCUGGUUUCGAUGCGGCAGAAGGAGAUCGAGUGGGUUAUGGUAAAUUAUCUGCCGUUAGUUACUCUCAAAUGACACACAUGUUAUUGUCAUUAGCCGGCGGAAGAGUUAUUGAAAUAUUAGAGGGCGGUUAUAAUUUAACUCAAUUAGAUAAUUGUGCAUCAGCGUGUGUAUCAGCUCUGCUGGGUGAUAUACCUUUGCGUUGUACCGAAUCAACAAUGCGAAUACCACAGAAAGAAGUAUCAUGUCUAACAAUUCCAUUAGUCAAAGAUGUGCAUCGAACUUACUGGACGUCAUUAUUCCGUGUUCCGACAGAACACGGCGAUGAAAGUGAUGUUACAAAAAGCAUAGAAGAUAAUCCAGAAACAAUAGCCCUUCAACUUGAAAAACAUUUAACAAUCACAAAAGUUGUUGAAGAACAUAAAUUUCGUAAUCUUGCUCUUGCGGUGAGGCAAGCAGGGGGUUUGGGUGGUGUAUUGAAACAAUUAUAUAGAAAUGAUGAAGUAAAAGAUGGAGAUUUAAUCGGUGUAGAUAAAUAUGGAAAUCGAUAUUAUCAAAAUUUACGCUAUUUUGUUGGUAGAAGUCGUUGGGUUAUUUAUGCUGAUCAUGUUGGCCUCGAUUAUGAUGCAAGUCAAAUACCACCAGAAUGGCAUCGUUGGUUACAAUAUAUUGGAGAUAAUCCGCCAACUGAACAACCUUACAAACGUUAUCCAUGGAUGAUUGAUAAUAUCGAAAAUAAAACGGGUACAUCUCAAAUUUAUGUACCCUAUACAACGGUACAAAGAAAAGUGCAAAGUUGGAUGCCUCCUAAAUCACAACAAGAACAAAUUGAAGCGGGAAUGACAAAAACAAAGUAA
This is a messenger RNA of Didymodactylos carnosus, 2901 nucleotides long. Lineage: Eukaryota; Metazoa; Rotifera; Eurotatoria; Philodinida; Philodinidae. The record is from the annotation of a GenBank genome assembly.